GAGGGGAGUAAGUGGGUGAUGAAAACAAAAGUGAUUUCCCAGAAACCAUAGACCAUAUAUAAUUAAUAGGGAAUUCUCUCAAAAAGCACGUUGAAACUUCGAAGAAGACUUUCUUGCUCGGAAUCUCCAGGCGCCUAUAUAUAGCCAGAGUCUCCACGCUCCCAAGAAGGCAGUGGUAAGUGGUUACACCCACACAUCAGAGACCACAAAAAGAAAGAGACAGAUAGCCAUGGAAAAUGGUGGUAAUGGUAAUGGUGUUGCAGCUGUGAACUAUGAAUCAAAGGCAACUUCAACUAUCACCAUAAAGGGUAUUCUGAGCCUUCUAAUGCAAAGCAUUGAUGAUGAGAAAAACGAUGGUGAGAAUAAUAAGAGAGUGAUUUCUCUUGGCAUGGGUGACCCAACACUGUAUUCAUGUUUUCACACCACAAAUGUCUCUGAAGAAGCUGUUGCUGACACCCUUCUCUCUCACAAGUUUCAUGGCUAUGCUCCCACUGCUGGCCUCCCUCAGACCAGGCAAGAAAUUGCUGAGUAUCUGUCACGUGAUCUCCCUUACCAGCUAUCUUCAGAUGAUGUUUUCAUCACGUGCGGGUGCACGCAAGCCAUCGAUGUCUCGGUGGCGAUGCUUGCACGCCCCGAUGCAAACAUCCUGCUGCCGAGACCAGGCUUCCCAAUAUACGAACUCUGUGCCGCAUUUAGACAAGUUGAAGUGAGGCACUAUGAUCUGCUUCCUGAAAAAGGCUGGGAGGUUGAUCUUGAUGCCGUCGAGGCUCUUGCGGAUCAGAACACUGUUGCAUUGGUGAUCAUAAACCCAGGAAAUCCCUGUGGAAAUGUGUACACUUAUGAUCACUUGGAAAAGAUUGCGCAAACUGCGAAGCGGAUUGGAACAAUUGUGAUUGCUGAUGAAGUUUAUGGUCAUCUUGCAUUUGGGACCAACCCUUUUGUUCCAAUGGGAGUUUUUGGGUUUACUGUUCCUGUUAUCACUCUUGGGUCCUUGUCCAAGAGAUGGAUAGUACCUGGUUGGAGGCUUGGUUGGUUUGUGACAACUGAUCCUAGUGCCACUUUCAAAAAACCCAAGGUAGUUGAGCGCAUUAAAAAAUAUUUUGAUCUUUUGGGAGGUCCGGCCACCUUCAUUCAGGCGGCUGUACCGCACAUAAUUAAUCAAACUGAAGAGUCUUUCUUCAAGAAAACCAUCGAUAAUUUGAGACUUACCUCGGAUAUAUGUUGUAAAGAGAUAGAAGAGAUUCCAUGCAUUUUUUGCCCUCAUAAACCAGAAGGGUCCAUGGCAAUGAUGGUGAAAUUAAACAUUUCGCUUCUAGAAGAUAUUAGCAAUGAUAUUGAUUUUUGUUUCAAACUUGCAAAGGAGGAAUCUGUUAUCAUUCUUCCAGGAACGGCAGUUGGGCUAAAAGAUUGGCUUCGCAUUACUUUUGCCGCCGAUCCAUCGGCCCUUGUAGAAGGUUUGAAAAGGAUCAAAGCUUUCUGCCAAAGGCAUGCCAGAAAAUGCUUGAAGCAAUAUUGAAUCCAAGAAAUAAAAUGGCUACUAAAAAUGUGGCCCUUGACCCUGUCUCCUGCAAUAGAAAGUUAAACACUCUCAUGUGUCCAUAUAGAAAAUUACAGAAUAGGGAUUAAUGUCAUUGCAUUGUAUUUGAUAGAAAAAGCAUCAACAAUCUAAUUUGCCAUUGCAACAUAUAUACAGUGGAGAUCCUCAUUGCAGUGUGGCAUCAUCUUUAUCAAAUAAAAUAUAUUAAUCUCAUUGCAAUGUAUUUCAGUUUCUAUACUAA
Arachis duranensis is the source of this 1778-nucleotide messenger RNA. RefSeq names its product probable aminotransferase TAT2. Gene Ontology annotation, biological process: biosynthetic process; amino acid metabolic process. Gene Ontology annotation, molecular function: pyridoxal phosphate binding; transaminase activity. The coding region runs from base 230 to 1516 and encodes 428 amino acids. The record is from RefSeq and is a predicted model, not a curated record. The transcript is spliced from 8 exons. NCBI's taxonomy places the organism in Eukaryota, Viridiplantae, Streptophyta, Magnoliopsida, Fabales, Fabaceae.